AUUUUUUUUUUCUUUUUCUUUUUUUUUUUUUUUACUAUAUACAACUGUUAUCAAUGUCUGCUAAUCCAAAUACUACAACAAUCCCUUCUCUUAAUCAAAAUCCACCCAAUGUAUCCCUUAAUAAUUUAUUUGCGAGCCUCGCGGAUAUUUUGCAACCAAUCAAUGAACCCAAAUGCCAGAGUAUUCGCUUCGUAGAAAGUGUAAAACUCAACGAUUACAUCGCAAAAUCUUAUAGAGGUAACAUUUUACCUUACAACGAACAGACGCAACGUAUGUUGCAUUUGGAAGAAAUUAAACUACAGUUGGCUUUUGUCGCAAAUGUGGAAGAGGUUGAUGCACUUAUUAAAAGAUUAAACGACUUUAACAUUGAUGAACAACAAACAUAUACGGCAAGAAUGGAAAUUCAACUCGUAACACGAUUAUUAUCGUAUUCAUUACAAUUUCGUAGAUGUCUUUCUGCUGUACCUGACGAACGUAUUACUUCUGCCGUUGCCGCUGUAUCCGAUUAUAAAAGCGCUUUGUUGGACCUUUUAAACCCUUUCACAACGUUACAAUAUAAAUUCCUCAUGGAUAAUUUCUUGGAGAAAGCUCAAGAUUUAUUACAAUUACCUUUCAAUCCGUUCGGCGAUCCAGCUGGUGACAUAAAAGCAAUGAUCGUUGGUGCUUCACCCUUUUUAAUUACUGGUGGUUUGAUACAACCUUUGGAUACCGAAGUUACCAUGAUGGAAAACGUUUAUCGACAAUCAGCCGGACAAUACAAAUUAUUUAAUGAAGCUAGCCACAGUGAUGGAUCCUUUAUUCAAUUCGGAUUUAAAGAAUAUGUUCGUCAUAAAAUUCCCUUGAAACGCGUCAUUAAUGGAGCAUACACUUGUUACGUUGAUCCUUUAAGCAAGACAUAUUAUUAUACCACUCUUACUCUUGAUCCAUUCCGCUUUAAAGUACUAAAAAAUUGUAUCAUUCAUGAAAUUAUUUCUGGAAAAGCCGCUUAUAUUCAUAGUGCUAUAUACUUUUACCUAAGUAUGUGUACAGAUGAAGAAGAUUUUCAAUUGAUGAUCGAUUAUGGAGUUAUUCAAUGGGGAUACCCAAUAGAAGGAUAUUCCUUCUUUUGCGAAUUGAUGAAGGAAUUAUUAAGUAUUAUGUAUUGUUGGAAAUUUACUAAUACUCGAACUUGGCAUACAGAAUUGGUCAAAAUUGCAAGAUGGAAGGAUAAAAAGGGAGAUACAUCAACCAAUUGGGAAACUUUUGCGGCUUCAUGUUAUAAUGGAGGUUUACUUAAAACGGAAGUUACCACUUGCUUGUACAAGAGUCUUUGUUAAAAUUGAUUUUUACCAAUUACUUUUGAUUUUACUUUUUUUUUAAAUUUAAAAUUUUGUUAUAAUUCGUACAUUUUUAUAUAUAAUGUAUAAAGAAACAAGAGAAUUUUUUUUUUUUGAAAAUGAAA
Messenger RNA from Rhizophagus irregularis DAOM 181602=DAOM 197198, 1441 nucleotides. RefSeq lists its product as uncharacterized. NCBI's taxonomy places the organism in Eukaryota, Fungi, Glomeromycota, Glomeromycetes, Glomerales, Glomeraceae. The record is from RefSeq and is a predicted model, not a curated record.